AUAUAUGCGGGAGUGAAGCUAUAGAUCUACAUAUUCUAGACAGAAGCACUAGUUGGAGGUGAGUUUUCAGCCUCACACCCCUGCCACCUUACACCAGCAGAAAGAACCUGGAUAGGGGACUGGGUGGGCCACAGAACUAGGCUGGACGAUGUGGAGAGGGGGAAAAUCUAGCCCCCAUGAGACUUGAACUCGGACCGCUUGGCUGCUCAUCCCAUGAGCCAGUUUCUACACCAACUGCGCUGAAUUAAGAUUACUGUCUGAAGAAGGUUAAUAGAACAAGCAGGAGUUACCCAGAGGCAACCGUGUGCAGAGAUUUUUCUGGAUGAGUGGCGAAUGAGUGGAAGGAAACAGUCGGACCUCACAUUCCUGCUUCAGCAGUUGGGGAAGGCUGAAUUGUUCAGAGCAGCCGAUUAUGUUGCAGACUUAAUGAAAGUCUUAUAUCUUUCAGUACCACCUCUUGAGCGUCCUGUGACUGGCCCAGCUGCACCAGUUGACGUGUCUGAAAAAACCAUUGAGAAGCGUCUAGCAAAUCUGCCACUGAAAACCUCAGAACCUGGCAAUCAAUAUAACACAGUUGAAAUUGACAGGGCAUUUGAUGAGAUGACUGAAGCUGAUGGCAGCUUGCCAUCCCUAGAUGGACCACGCAUUCAGGCAGUAGGUGAAGUGAUGCAGGAGGAACAGUCUGUAUUUUGUGGUGUCACUCCAAGAGGAGAGUCUGAUGGACUGGGGAAACAGAAGACUUUACCGGUGGACCAGCUUGAAACAUUGCGGAAUGUCUCUCUUCAUCUAGAUACAGUGUUGCCACACCUGCAGUAUUCAGAGUUGGAACGUUUCACAGACUGUUUUAAUGAGCUGCCACUAGGGAACAACGGAGGAAGAAAACUUGGAGCAGGAACGUUUGGUUCUGUGUACCUGGGGAUCCUUCCAUCUCAAAAAUGUGUGGCUGUUAAAAGAUUGCACACGGAUGCCGUAAAUGUGGAGAAGCAGUUCCAAAACGAGAUAGAGUCACUGUCGAGGUUCAGACAUAAUAACCUGUUGGGACUGCUCGCCUACUCAUGCGAUAGUUCCACUCGCUGUCUUGUGUAUGAGUACAUGAGGAAUGGGUCCCUACAGGACAGACUUGCGUGCAAGGAUCAGGAAACAGCAUUACAGUGGCGGACCCGUCUCAGCAUUGGUGUGGACACAGCACGAGGUAUUGUGCACCUUCACACGACAUUUGAGAAACCUCUGAUCCACAGAGAUAUCAAGAGUGCCAACAUACUCCUGGACCACCAGAUGGUACCCAAGCUGGGCGACUUUGGAUUAGUACGUCUUGGACAGCAGAGCAACAGUAUGACGAUGCCGACAACAACUGUGCUGGGUACGUCUGCAUACAUGGCACCAGAAGCUUUCAGAGGAGAUGUCUCUGUCAAACUUGAUACCUUCAGCUUUGGCGUUGUGCUGUUGGAACUUCUUACAGGAUUGCCUCCAUAUGAUGAUGGACGGGAGGGUCAUGAUCUGGUUACUCAUGUUGAAGCCAUGUGUGAGGAAACUGACUCCAUUAAUAUGUUACUGGACAAGCAGGCUGGAGACUGGGGCCAGUCUCAUGAUACUGGAUGCAAGGAAGGGCCCAGUGUGGCAGUCAGCCUCUACACAGUUGCACUGAAUUGUAUUGAGGACAACAAGCGGAAACGUCCAAACAUGACCACUGUAUUGCAAUGUCUGGAAGAAAUUAUUGGAUUCAUAACAUAAUAGAACAGCGUUUGAAAGGCGUGGUCUUUUGAGUCGUGUAGUUUGGAGAAAGUCUGACAUUUUGAAGAGACAUAUUGCCUCCAUCUUCAGGGUUGAAGAGUAAACAAAGCAACAAACCACCAGGAGUAGGCUGCCUCAGCUUGUGCUGGCCUGCACUUUAUGACCUUGGAAGGGGAGGAGUCCAUUAGUUUACCAUUGUUAUAUUAGGCAAAGCAAAGGGUUAAGCAUGACGGGAAACAUUUAAUUUUAAUAUGUUAUGUGCAGUAAGUAAGUAAUGAAUGUAAAUCUGUUUUGAAGUAAAAUAUCUGUAUCAGAAUUAUGUGUUUU
This is a messenger RNA of Cryptotermes secundus, 2058 nucleotides long. RefSeq names its product interleukin-1 receptor-associated kinase 4. The record is from RefSeq and is a predicted model, not a curated record. The transcript has 10 exons. Gene Ontology annotation, molecular function: protein kinase activity; ATP binding. Lineage: Eukaryota; Metazoa; Arthropoda; Insecta; Blattodea; Kalotermitidae. Gene Ontology annotation, biological process: protein phosphorylation. Bases 334 to 1731 code for a protein of 465 amino acids.